Messenger RNA from Mya arenaria, 2557 nucleotides. Its product is annotated as homeobox protein Hox-C4-like. Gene Ontology annotation, biological process: regulation of transcription by RNA polymerase II; anterior/posterior pattern specification. The record is from RefSeq and is a predicted model, not a curated record. Bases 59 to 1018 code for a protein of 319 amino acids. The transcript has 3 exons. Gene Ontology annotation, cellular component: nucleus. Gene Ontology annotation, molecular function: RNA polymerase II cis-regulatory region sequence-specific DNA binding; DNA-binding transcription factor activity, RNA polymerase II-specific. Lineage: Eukaryota; Metazoa; Mollusca; Bivalvia; Myida; Myidae.
CAUUAUAGUGGGAAUAAAGCUGAACUCGUUUAUUUACAACCGGAAUCUACUGUUAUUAAUGAUCAUGAGUUCUUUUUUAAUGAACCCGGCUUCGUACAGCGAGCCGAAGUUUCCACCAAGUGAGGAUUAUUCGCAAUCAAACUACAUUGGAGCUCAAUCGGACUAUUAUCGGAACGUGCAUAAUUUCGGAUAUGGACCAAGGUAUGAUUUAGAGGAAAAAUACUCGCCAAAUAACGUGUAUAAUCCGUUGCCGUUAGCGUGUGAUAAUGACGUUUUGAGUAAGAGACUGUCGCAUCAGCAAAAUCCUCAUCCGCAACAUCAUCAUCAGCCACCGCAGCAGCAACAGCAGCAGCAGCAACAACUAUCUCCACCACAGGCGCAUAUACAGUCACCAAAUUCCACACAGACCUUGCAAAAUGCCACGAACGCUAUAAACGCAAACAGCACAAAUACAAUAAACCAAACAAACACUAGUUCGAGUCCUAAUAGCAGACUGAAUGGUUUUUCAUCACCUACGAGUACGGAGCCGGACUCACCGGAUGCGAAUUCAGGUAGCCCGGAGUCCGUGCCGUCUCCCGGAAGUCAGGAUUCCCCAGACACCAAGGAACCCGGCGGUCAUCCAGUCAUCUACCCCUGGAUGAGGAAAUCUCAAAACGGAAACAAUACAAGUGGAAAUUCAGGCUCGAACUCCAAUUCCAUCCUGUCAGACACAAAGCGCAAUCGGACGGCGUACACACGACACCAGAUUCUUGAGCUGGAAAAGGAGUUCCACUUCAACAGGUACUUGACGAGGCGGCGUCGGAUCGAGAUCGCGCAUACCCUGGUCUUGUCGGAACGACAAAUUAAAAUCUGGUUCCAGAAUCGGCGCAUGAAAUGGAAGAAAGAACACAAGCUUCCAAACACCAAGACCAGGCUUAUGGACACAUCAAACGUUGGACAUUUCGACCCAAACAGUUUCCUAGCCAUGCACCAAAUUGGACAUCAUAUGGGCAUGAUGCACCAUGACUUAGGGAUGUGAUGUCUUUGGGACGACAUGUCUUGUUAUAAUUCGUGGGUGCAUUAGGUUGUGCUUUGGCAGUACAUGUUUUGUGUAACGGAUAUGACGACAUGGUCGCGAAAUUUGAGACCACGUGAUUUGAGAUAUGACGUAGAUUACUUUGCCAAAGACACGUACACAUACAAUACCACUGUUUAGGCAAAUGACGUCAUCAAUUAUGUCAUAUAGUGCGCGAGUUCCCGAUAUGUUCAAUUUUGUGACGUCACGAACGAAAUACGUCGAUGGAAAACGGCGACUCCGUUUGGCCAAACUUUCAAAGUGCGGAAGGUAAUUUACACAGUGUUUUGGACAGAAAAAUGACACUAGCAUUCGGUAUUAUUGAUUCGUGAGUAUCUUGCAAUAACGGUGUUAUGAUUCAAUGAUUGGCUACUGAUCGAUAAGUUGUAUUAAAUACCUAAAUAUAAAUUAUAGGCACAAAUGUUCAUAGUCGUAUUAAACAUGUUUAACUAUGAUGACCUAUUCAUAUCAGAGUGGGGGCAUUCUAGUUUGCACCGUGUGUCAUUUCUACAAAACUGUAACGUUGGUUGUGGUGUUGUAAUAGCAACAUUUCAUGAAUGCGCGUUAAAACAUCAUUCAGUUCAAUUCAUUUUUUCAAUCACAUAAAAAUUGUUGAUUAUAUGAAAUAGUUUAUUGUCACAGUUUUGAAUAGAUAAAUACUUAAAAACUGUUAAUGAAUAGGAUUCAAAAAUACAAUCCAAAACAAAUCUUAUUUUAAAUUCACAGUUAUCGGACAAUUAAUUAAUUUUCGGAUACAUCGUGACGUCAUAUUUAUCGUGACGUCAUAAGUAUGAAACUUCAUUAUAGCGUUGACUGUCUGUGUGCUUGUCUGUUUGCUUGUAUAUUGCCGCAUUGAAUAUUUAUAUUAUAAAUCUGAAAGCAUAAACCAAAGGAGAUUUUGUGCAAUAUUGUCUUUAAUUUGUGUGUUUAUUUUGAACAUAAUCAGCAUUCACUUGCACCAUUUUGCCAUAAAAUUCUGAUCAUAUCUCUUGAGGUUUUAAAGCUAAAAAAAUCAUUUAAUUCGCUUGUGUUACAAGUAUUUAACAAUAAUUCCAAAAGGAGUUAACUGACUUUACAGUUUUUGGUUUAAUUUACUUUUGUUAUUGCAUUAAGAAAAACUUAUGCUGGCGCCUCCCUUUUCACAUCUUCUGGCCAUGUGACCUCCCUUGGGGUUUCUGGAAGCCAAAUUCUAGCUCCAUGUGAAAGAUAACAUGCGCGCUUAUCAGACUUGAACGUAUUUUUUACAUUUUGAGUAUUAAGUAUUUUAUUAAAAUUUUCACGCAAUUUCUCCUAAGCUUAAAAGAAAAGGAAUGGACAUACAGAAAAUAUCACGUUUUAUUAUUAAUAAAAUAAUAUUAUAUCAAUGAAACGAAUUAGGAAUAAUAUUGCACAUUUAAAUUAUUACUAUUUGACAUACUUACUUUUAUUUUCCGUUGACAUGUUGAUGUUUUAAAGGGUUUUAAUGGUGUUUUAUUUUGCCCAUAUGACCUGAAUAAAAUGUUG